This is a messenger RNA of Trichoplax adhaerens, 345 nucleotides long. RefSeq lists its product as uncharacterized. The transcript is spliced from 2 exons. NCBI's taxonomy places the organism in Eukaryota, Metazoa, Placozoa, Uniplacotomia, Trichoplacea, Trichoplacidae. Bases 1 to 345 code for a protein of 114 amino acids. The record is from RefSeq and is a predicted model, not a curated record. Gene Ontology annotation, molecular function: protein-disulfide reductase activity. Gene Ontology annotation, biological process: protein import into mitochondrial intermembrane space. Gene Ontology annotation, cellular component: mitochondrial intermembrane space.
AUGUCGUACUGCAGAAAAGAAGAGAAAGACUAUAUAAUAUUUACUACUACUGAGGAGCUAACGUCACCCAGCCAAAUAGAGAAAGUUUCUCCUGAUACUGAAGAUAUUGAUGGAAUUAUUACGCCAGAAGGUGACAUCAAUUGGGAUUGUCCAUGCCUAAAUGGAAUGGCUGAUGGUCCAUGUGCUGAAACAUUCAAGAGUGCUUUUACAUGUUUCUUCUACAGUGAAGCAGAUCCAAAGGGAUCAGAUUGUAUUGAACAGUUCAAAUUGUUUAGCCAAUGCACCAUAGAAUCUUCAGAUUCAAGCAACUUGGAACACAAUAAAGCUAAUGAUGAUGUUAAGUAA